Molecule: messenger RNA, 2625 nt
Organism: Hydatigera taeniaeformis
Lineage: Eukaryota; Metazoa; Platyhelminthes; Cestoda; Cyclophyllidea; Taeniidae
Source: the annotation of a GenBank genome assembly
AUGGAGUCCGAUUUGUGGAGUUUGCUGAAUGAUCUCCUGACACGGACCGUUGGUCACUCUGUAACUGCUGAACUUGAAAAAUUUCGGUCCAUUAUUCCUGAGGCUGGUAUGCAAUUGCUCAACAUCGUCUCCCAGGCAGAUUUCUUUCUUAAUCGUCUAGAAGAAAGACACCGUCAGAAGAUUAUCUCUGCCAUUAUUGGUGAUAUUUAUGCUCGCGUCGAACAUAUUUUUCAUUACUCCGCCUCGUGCUUAAGGGUUUGUUGUGGCGGCGAGAGCUCGAACGAAAGUGUCAUCACAGCUUGUCGAGUUGCUCUUCAAGAGUCCUGGUAUACCGAUACCGGGUCCCCUAGUUUUUCGAGCAGUUCUCCCUUGGAUUCAUUGAAAACCAACGCGGCUUCUUGCUCAGUGGUUUAUCUUAGCCCUGCCGCUCCUUCGCACUUGCGUCGGUGGCUCUCUCUUAAUCUCUGCUGCUCCAACCUCCUAAUCACCAUCUUGCCUGCAGAAGACAACGGCAUUUUGCGGACAGUCGGUGUAGCUCACUUCGAAAGAAUAAUCCAAAAUGACCUACACCUUGGUCGACGACCUCUACUCCUUAUCGCCUAUGCAGAGGCUCCUGCUUCAACAGGUUCAAUGUCGAGUGGUGUCUCGGACUGUCUGCCGGCUCUGGCUCGCAUUUGUCACUGUCACAAGAUGUGGCUCCAUGUUGAGGGACUCUCCUUUCACCGCAUGGCGUUGCUCACAAGCCCUUCAGUCAAGCCCACCGGGGUGACUACGAUUAAUAGCAUUAAUUUGGAGCUAUCACUCUGCCUCGGUCUACCUCGGCCUCUGAGUAUUGUAAGUCUUCGUAUUUUUCCAGUUAUCCUUAAGGAAGGUAUUAUAAGACGCCGUGUGAAGCCUCUCCUGAUGCAGUCUAGGUUGCCCGAUUCCAUUCUUCUCUACUUGAAUAUCUUUCCCUUAACAACAAGAAGAACUGCAGAGGAGAAGGAGGGGGAGACUUCGCUGCUUUCACGCUCACUGCCCUCCACCUGUCUUGCAGAUGCCCUGUUUGCUUGGUUUGCGCUUCGAAUUCAGGGUGGUAACCAUGUCGCUCGGCUUCGACAUGCCGAUCAUCUUACUGCAUACGCACUCAAAAGGAUGGAGUGCCUUCCUUUUGUGGAAAUUGUCCCAUCACACUGGUGUUCCAACGUCACAACUGACAGUUGGGACCGCGACUGCGACACCUUCAUUAGGAUGCUGUGUGACACUUCCGUACAUUCUCCAAUCAUCCUCUUCCGCUAUGCUUUCCCAUUGUCUCAAGAUGAAGAAUCUGUAGUCAAAAGGAAGUCUUCACUGAUUUCCAAUACCAAGGCUGUAGACGAAGCGUCAAUGAAGGAGCGUUGCUUGUUCGACUCCCUGGAGACCUGUGUAGACCGACGACAGGAUGGCGUGAUGGAGCAGCGUUUUGUCAACAGUCUCAACCAAUGGGUACCUUCCCUCUUCUUAGUGUUCUCUAUCAAUAAGGAGCGGGAGAAGGAGUAUCUUGUUUCACCUUACAUGCAUCUUUUGGCUUUAAAGUUGGCCAGUGCUCUACAAGUUGAGUAUCCCAGUUUCUUCAUCAAAACACAUGUGUUGUCUAAUGGAACAUUGGUUCUUCGUUUCUCCCUCCUCGAUUCUGUAAAUCUAAUGGCUGUCAAAGACGCAGACGUCGAUGCUUUGGUGGAGACAAUCAGCCUCGACUGCAGCAUAAUGGAAGCGACGUGGAAAGAGAAGCCUGCGUUUUGCAAACUCAUCAACGGUACACCAGGGCUUUACUACUACCACCUUCCUGAUUGGGCUGGUCUAGGCGCCGUUUUCUACGUGCCACACACAUACCGCUGCCUUCUACCUGAUGCUGGUGAGAUGCUGCCCUGGGAAUAUCAAAAUCUCCUGUCUACCAGUCUCCUUCGUCUUCCUGCGAAGGCGGCUCAUGACAUCUGCGAACUCAACCGCGAGCUCAUCUCCCGUCUUCGAAGCCACGACUACGCGUUCAGCUCGGCUAGAGUUACCUUCAAUACUGUACCCGGCUUUUGUGAGGCACUGGAGAAUUUGGCUUCCACGACAGGCACUAAGCGGUCGUCGAGUGCGAACUUGGUGAAUGGGGGUGGCGAAAGUAAUGGGUGUGGGGAGAAUGGGGGCGCUGCCAUCUCUCACAUGCAAUUUCACUGUCUGCGCUUUGGUCUCAUUACUCCGGGUACGGAUACUAGUGAAAUGGUGCAAAUGGUUCUGCGAAUGGCGAAUGUUGUGGAGGAGGACAGCAGCUACGUGAAUAGUCUCUCGGAGGUGGUCAAGUGGGGCAUUGAGGAGGCCACAUUGCACAUGAAAGAGGAGCGCACUAAAAUAAUGCGUGAACAGGGCGUGCUACGACAAGUGCCUUAUUUGGAUAAACUCAUCAACUGGUGGUCACCGCUCAUUCCUACACAAAUCCACGGUCAAAUGCUGAAUCUUUCCAUUGGUGAACUAGUUGCCACGGACUCCAUCCGCCCUGUUUCUAGUUCUCCACCCGUCGGGCACGACCAGACUAACAAAGAUUCUUCAAAUGGGGAGAAGGAAGCCUCUGCCUCGUUCUGGUCGUGGCUGCUCCCCUUCAGUGGAACCUCUGCAUCGUAG